Aricia agestis (brown argus) is the source of this 570-nucleotide messenger RNA. RefSeq names its product cytidine deaminase-like. The transcript has 2 exons. Lineage: Eukaryota; Metazoa; Arthropoda; Insecta; Lepidoptera; Lycaenidae. Gene Ontology annotation, cellular component: cytosol. The record is from RefSeq and is a predicted model, not a curated record. Gene Ontology annotation, molecular function: cytidine deaminase activity; zinc ion binding. The coding region runs from base 52 to 513 and encodes 153 amino acids.
GUCCGCGAGAGAGCCCGCCUUUACACGACGAUAUACGAAUAUCGAUCAACAAUGGAUAAUUUCGAAAUUGUGGAUUUCAAUUCGCUGAGCGAAGUAGUGCAAAACCUCAUAAAAGAAGCCGUGGAAAUAAGGAAGCGUGCAUACGUGCCGUACUCGAACUUCGCUGUAGGUUCAGCGAUUCUAACUGAGGAGGACUCCAAAGUGUACACCGGAUGCAACAUAGAGAACAGUGCUCUUACACCCUGUAUAUGCGCCGAGCGCGCGGCGGUUCCAAAGGCCGUAUGCGACGGAUACUUAAAGUUCAAAAUCGUAGCUGUUGUUGCACAUCAGAAGGACAGCUUUACUGCCCCCUGCGGCGUCUGCCGACAGACUUUGAGCGAGUUCCGGGGCUCCGACGGCGAUAUAGACAUCUACCUCAGCAGACCUACCAUGGACAAAGUUCUGUGUACCAAACUAUCGCAGAUACUACCGCUCUCGUUCGUCAGUUAUAAGGAAGAUAGUGUUAUUUCGUGAAUUCGUGUUGCGCACGUUUGUGAUAAAAUAUUGUAGGUAAUGAUAUAAUUUUAUAUG